Messenger RNA from Dioscorea cayenensis subsp. rotundata (Guinea yam), 1549 nucleotides. Its product is annotated as nicotianamine aminotransferase 1. Lineage: Eukaryota; Viridiplantae; Streptophyta; Magnoliopsida; Dioscoreales; Dioscoreaceae. Gene Ontology annotation, biological process: biosynthetic process; amino acid metabolic process. The transcript has 8 exons. Gene Ontology annotation, molecular function: transaminase activity; pyridoxal phosphate binding. The record is from RefSeq and is a predicted model, not a curated record. The coding region runs from base 119 to 1402 and encodes 427 amino acids.
ACAGCGAGUGACGAGAUCGCAGAGGGGUUCCUAUAAAAUGCACACCGCGCUCCCAGCCUCUCCAUCUCACUCCCAAAGCUCGGAGUUCAAACCGAGAAAAAGCUUAGCUUGAUCUCCAAUGGCGCCGACCACGCAGAUCUCGGCCAACAAUUCUAGGUAUUCAUCACAGACUCAGAGCUCAGCCGGAAAGUCUGAUUCGCAUGUCAAUAAGCAAAAGACUUCAAUUAGAGGCAUAGUUGCAGAGCUCCUUUCCUGCGUCAACCCCGACAAACCCUUGGUCUCACUCGGAGUCGGCGACGCUUCCGUGUACCCUUGCUUCCAUCGGGGCCAGGACGCCAUUAAAAUCCUCUCGGAUUCCAAUUCAUCCGGUGAGUUCAUCAGCUACGCCCCUUCCUUCGGCCUUCCUAGUGUUCGCAGGGCCGUGGCAGAGUACUUGUCAUGGGAAGUGCGGCAAGGUAUAAAGGAAGAGGACGUGUACCUAAUGGUGGGCGGCACACAGGCAAUUCAGGUGUGCACCGCGGUGUUGGCCACCGGGCGUGGCGCCAAUCUGCUCAUCCCGCGCCCUGGUUUCCCACUGUACGAGGCUAAGUGCUACCUCAGUGGCAUUGAACCUCGCUUCUAUGAUCUUCUCCCUGAAAAGAACUGGGAGCUGGACCCUUCUCAGCUCCGAGCUCUCGCUGACCACAACACUGUUGGCAUCGUCCUCAUCUCCCCUAACAACCCCUGCGGCGUCGCCUACUCCUCCUCCCACCUCCUUCAAAUUGCUGAAACUGCAAGAGACUUGAAUAUACCGAUUAUAGCAGAUGAAGUAUAUGGGCAUAUGGUAUUUGGAGGUGGUAAGUUUGUACCGAUGGCCUCUUUUGCUCAUAUUGCACCUGUGAUCACCAUUGGUUCCUUGUCAAAGCGCUGGAUGGUUCCUGGUUGGCGCAUCGGAUGGUUAGCCUUUGUUGAUCCUUAUGGAUCUCUCAAACAGGUCAAGAUGGCAACUGAGACGCUUAUGAAUAUAUUUUGUGGUCCACCUUGCACAAUCCAGGCGGCAGUUCCUAGUAUGUUAUCAGCUUCUAGUGAAGAGUUCAAUAACAAUGUCAUGAAUAUAUUAGAGUCCUCAGCAAACACUUUGUUUACCAAAAUAGAACAAAUUGAAGCUCUCAAUGGUUAUUCAAGGCCUCAAGCCUCCAUGUUUAUGAUGGUUGAAGUGAAAACAGACCUUCUUGAUGGGAUCGAAAAUGAUAUGGACUUUGCCCGGGCCUUGAUGAAAGAGGAAUCCGUGCUGGUUCUUCCAGGUAGUGUCCUGGGAUUAAAGAAUUGGGUGAGGAUAUUCUUUGGAGUACCCACUGAGCUAGCAAGAGAAGCUGGUGAGAGAAUUGCAUCCUUCUGCAAGAGGAGAUUGCUGGUAAACUAGAGUUUAAAUGGGGAUACAAAGCACAUAUGGAUCAUAUGUAUGUCUCAUAUCCAAAUUAAUUUAUUCAGAAUAAUUAUAUUGAGUGUACCCCAGUACUGCUUCUUGAACUAUUAUUCUUAAAUAAGAAAGUUAAGUUAUUGAAGUGCA